AUGAGCUGCCGAAUUCUACCUGACUUUACCAAGGGCCUUAAGACAGAUCCUACCGGCAUGCUUCAUCUAGGCAAAGAUGGUGUUUUUCGCAGCCUGUCUAAGGACCUAGAGGUCAUUGACGCCGUGGCUUUAACGUGGGAGCAGUAUAAGCAGGUGUUGGAGGCCGUCGGCUCCUUGUCGCAGUAUACUGGUGGCCCGGUCGACGGCACAAAGCUGCCUCAGAGCGAAUGGUAUCAUCCCCAGCCUGGAGUCCUCUUACCUAAGAUGGAUGAGUAG
Messenger RNA from Cordyceps fumosorosea ARSEF 2679, 276 nucleotides. RefSeq lists its product as hypothetical. NCBI's taxonomy places the organism in Eukaryota, Fungi, Ascomycota, Sordariomycetes, Hypocreales, Cordycipitaceae. The transcript is spliced from 2 exons. Bases 1 to 276 code for a protein of 91 amino acids. The record is from RefSeq and is a predicted model, not a curated record.